Lichtheimia ornata is the source of this 1581-nucleotide messenger RNA. RefSeq lists its product as uncharacterized. NCBI's taxonomy places the organism in Eukaryota, Fungi, Mucoromycota, Mucoromycetes, Mucorales, Lichtheimiaceae. Bases 1 to 1581 code for a protein of 526 amino acids. The transcript is spliced from 3 exons. The record is from RefSeq and is a predicted model, not a curated record. Gene Ontology annotation, biological process: signal transduction. Gene Ontology annotation, molecular function: 3',5'-cyclic-nucleotide phosphodiesterase activity.
AUGAUCAUUCUCAAACACAAUACACUCUCAGCAAAUGAUCUCUUCUCUAUUGAGCGGCGGCUUAUUCGAUGGUUGGACUGCAAGGGACAACCGAUUGUGGAUUCCGAUUUCAACGUGCUUGAUCUACAACGUACCGAUCUCUAUGGGCAUCUUCUCGGCAUUUUCGCAAAGCUGGAUGUAUUCAACACGCUUGAUAUUUCGCCUUCACAAAUGUUGGAUUUCUUGAUUGAUGUCGAUGCAACCUACCUUGACGCACCUUAUCAUUCGUUCUACCAUGCCGUCGACAUUGUAACAGUCUUGUACUACAUUCUAACCGAAUUGGAAGCCGAGCAAUACCUUUCUCGACUGGACGUUGCUGCGUUGCUAUUGGCGGCACUUUGUCAUGAUGCAGGCCAUCCUGGAUACACUAAUCUCUUCCAAGUCAAUAUCAAGACACAAUUGGCGGAUCGUUACAACAAUACCUCUGUACUCGAAUCGUAUUCCGUUGACAUUGCACGUUCCUUGUUGCACAAACACAAACUUUUGAAAUCCUUGAGCACGGGCCAAAAUAUCAAUGUGGAAGACGAUGCUGAUUCAUUUAUUGGCACAAUCGAAAACUUGAUCCUAUCGACUGAUAUGGUGUAUCAUUAUGAGCUUCAACAACAAGCAGGCAAAUUGGAAGAAUGUCUCACCGAUCAUUAUAUGGAUGAAGAUGACUUUGACGACUUUUGGUCCAUGAGCAGUGAUUCCGAAGAAAGUCUUUGUACACCUACCACCACCAGCAGUGAAUGUACUACUUCUACCAGCAACAAUAACCAUCAUCAUCAUCAUGCAGUAUUGCUUUCAUGCAAACAGCGGCUGAGCCUAUGUCGGAUCUUGUUACAUGCAGCGGACAUUAGCAAUACAGUACGCCCAUGGCCUAUUUCCAAGCAAUGGUCUGAUUUAAUUGUGCAAGAAUUCUUCCGCCAGGGCGAUGCAGAAAAGGUAGCCGGUCUCCCUGUAUCACCUGGCAUGGAUCGAGAUCAUUCUACACAACCGGACAUCAGUCUCAAGUUUGGUGACUAUGUCGUUAAACCGUAUUUUGAAGCUCUUACGGGCUUUUUGCCAAUGGCACGUUCCUUUCUUGUAACUCUAGCCGACAAUAAGAAUGAAUGGGAACGUCUCAAGGAUCGCCCUGAAGCUGCUAUGCCACCCUUAUCGUGCCUUGCUCAUGAACGUCAAUUUCCAACAAGCUUGCUUCCACCCGAACCAGUACUUAACCCAUCAGGUCGCCGUGUAAGCGUGGCUGCUGGUAUGGUUGUCAUUCCGGAUGAUCAAAAUGUUAGCAUUCGACAGCGACAACGAAGCACAAUGCUCUUGAGACGACCACCACUCACCACCAUAAGAGAACAUCAUCACUAUUACCAGCUCAUUCAUGGCGACUUUUAUGCUGAUUAUCGACGUCCAUCAGCGGCAACCAUCACCACGACACCAUCCAACGCUACCAAUUGCUCAACAACAUUGCAUCAUCAUUAUUGGCCAUCACCUUUGCUCCUCAAACCGGUGUCAUUCGAACCCCUCUAUCAUCCCCAAGACCGAUUUACCGCUCCCCUUGUGCCAUGA